This is a messenger RNA of Melitaea cinxia (Glanville fritillary), 2336 nucleotides long. It is a transcript of the gene Usp14, whose product is annotated as ubiquitin carboxyl-terminal hydrolase 14. Lineage: Eukaryota; Metazoa; Arthropoda; Insecta; Lepidoptera; Nymphalidae. Bases 34 to 1320 code for a protein of 428 amino acids. Gene Ontology annotation, molecular function: proteasome binding; cysteine-type deubiquitinase activity. The transcript is spliced from 9 exons. Gene Ontology annotation, biological process: proteasome-mediated ubiquitin-dependent protein catabolic process; regulation of proteasomal protein catabolic process; protein deubiquitination. The record is from RefSeq and is a predicted model, not a curated record.
UUUUUCAAAUUACAGAAUGCUUUGGUACUAGUGAUGGGUAGCAAAGAAGAAGACGUACCUGCUGCACCAGUUGAACAGACUCGCUUUGUUGAAGAUAUGAACGAGGCAGAAUUGGCAACAGCUUUGGACCUACCUGAAGGUCUCAUUAACUUGGGUAACACUUGCUACAUGAAUGCCACAGUUCAGUGUCUCAAAACAGUUCCUGAACUUAAAAAUGCACUACUUGGGUAUGAUCAAUCGUCUGGUGGUGGGACCGCGGGCGGACUGACAUCGGCACUGAGCGAGACAAUGCGGGCGUUAGAGGGAGGGGGAGCGGGCGCGUGCGCAGCGGCCGCAGCAAGGUUACUGAACGCAUUGCACGCGGCCGCACCCCGCCUUGCUGAGAGGGGGCCGGGCGGGCAACUGGCCCAGCAAGAUGCCUCCGAGUGUUGGACUGAGAUCGUCCGAGCUUUGACGAUGAGGCUGCCUAUUGCCCCUGAACCCAAUAGUAAAUCCCUGGUGGAACAAUACUUUGGAGGUACAUUAGAUGUUGAACUGGUAUGCAGUGAAGCAGACGAGCCACCGACUCGCUCCACUGAGUCGUUCUUACAACUCUCAUGCUUUAUCUCACAAGAUGUCAAAUAUUUACAAUCGGGCCUAAGAUCUAAAAUGGCAGAGCAAAUCACAAAAAUGUCACAGACAUUAGGAAGAGAUGCAGUCUAUACGAAAACUAGCAAAAUCAGUCGUUUACCAGCAUACUUAACAGUGCAAUUUGUACGUUUUUACUACAAAGAAAAAGAAUCCAUCAAUGCCAAAAUUCUUAAAGAUGUUAAGUUUCCUUUAGACUUGGAUGUGUAUGAACUUUGUUCUUCAGAGCUUCAAGAACGCCUGACACCAAUGAGAAAUAAAUUCAAGGAACUAGAGGACGUGUCUAUCGAAAAAUCUUUAACUGCUAAGAACAAAAGUCAUGGAGACAGUAAAAGAGAGAAUAAAAGAAAACGGAUAAUGCCUUAUUGGUUUGAGAAUGACGUCGGCAGCAACAACAGCGGCUACUACCGGCUGCAGGCCGUGCUGACGCACCGCGGGCGCUCCUCGUCGUCGGGGCACUACGUGGCGUGGGUGGCGCGCGGCGACGGCUGGCUGCGCUGCGACGACGACGCCGUGUCGCCCGUCUCGGAGGAGGAGGUGCUCAAGCUCAGCGGGGGAGGUGAUUGGCACUGUGCCUACCUUCUGCUGUACGGACCUAAGAUCCUGGAGAUCCCUGAAGAGGACGAGGAGGAGCCCAUGGUCACCGACGUCACCGAGGACCCUGCCGGAGACCCCCCCACCGCGCUUGCGUAACCGCUCUACACUUGACACCUAUCUCGAAAGCAGGCUUUAGGAAUGAGGGAUCAAGUUCGUCCGGAUUGCAAUUAUGAAAUCGGAAUUUAAUGGAAUCACAAAAGCGGAAUAAAUCGUUCUUUUAGCCUAGUAUUUAUGUUUAUUUCGUAGAUUUCACACAAAGAUUAUCAAAAAUAUGUAUAAAGAAAUUGACAGGAGAUAAAUAAAAGGUGAAUUCAAACUUUCAUAGAAUUUUGACUCAUCAGUAAAAUACGACAAUCGUUAAACAAAAAUUGCUAAAUAGAGAUAAUUUGAUCAUAUAUAAAAUAUAAUUAAAUAAAUUAAAUUACGUCAAUGUUUGAUAUUUACGUACUAAUUGAACAUACCAUAACUAGGUUUUAUAAUAGUGAUAAUCCAUUUUAUAACGAAUACACUCGAAUUGUAUUGAAUUUGAAUUAUGUUCUUAGCUAUAAAAUUUAUUAAUGUAUAGAAUAAUAAUAAAAAAAUUUAAAAGUGUAUCCUACAAUACAAUCAACAAUUUUAAAUACCAUCUUUAACCACACUGGUACUUUUUAUAUUUUUAUAUAUGUAAGGUACGCUUUAGAAAUACAUCAGUUAUGAUAAACGUUGUUAGUUACAGUACAGACCUUCUUAUAACGGCUCAUUCAGUUUGUUCUGUAAAAUUAGGAAUUAUUCUUAAUCGUAACAUUUUAAUUUUUACUUUUUCACGCUGGUAUAGAAAUUGACUCGUGUUUAGCACAAAGAUUUCAAAAAUUUAAUUUACAAUAAAAAUAACUUGGAAAAAAGCUACGCUCGUUCCUAUAAAAGCUAAGUGAGAUAUUAAUCAAGCAAUUUCGCAAUUGCAAUGUGCUGACUGAAUUGGAAGUUUACAAUUUUAAUUUAUUAUAAAUUAAGCAUUGAAAAGGCUGUUCAUUGCUUAAAGCGCUUUAGUUAGCACUUCUCGAUUUAUAUCUAAGUUCCGUGUACUAAUAUUGAAUUUAUAAGACUAAUUAUAAUAAAUGAUCUACUCAAUACUA